AUGUAUUUGUCACGAUUCCUGUCACUGCACGCCCUCUGGGUUACCGUGUCCUCCGUGAUGCAGCACUACCCUUCCGUGUGGGGACACUAUGACGUCUGCAAGACGCAGAUCUACACGGAGGAAGGAAAAGUGUGGGAUUACAUGGCCUGCCAGCCGGAAGCCAGAGACAUGAUCAAGUACGUAAAAGUGACUCUGGACCCCCCAAACAUAACGUGCGGAGAUCCUCCCGAGACCUUCUGUGCAAUGGGGAACCCCUACAUGUGCAAUAACGAGUGCGACGCAAGCACCCAAGAACUGGCUCAUCCUCCAGAACUGAUGUUCGAUCUGGAAGGAAGGCAUCCCUCCACGUUUUGGCAGUCCACGACUUGGAAGGAUUAUCCAAAGCCUCUUCAUGUUAAUAUUACGCUCUCCUGGAACAAAACCAUUGAGCUGACAGAUAACAUAGUGAUCACUUUUGAAUCUGGCCGCCCAGACCAAAUGAUCCUGGAGAAAUCGCUCGACUACGGGCGAACAUGGCAGCCCUACCAGUACUAUGCCACGGACUGCUUAGAUGCUUUCCACAUGGAUCCAAAGUCAGUGAGGGAUUUAUCGCAGCACACAGUGCUAGAAAUCAUUUGCACGGAGGAAUACUCCACUGGGUACAUGACAAAUAGCAAAAUAAUCCACUUUGAAAUCAAAGAUCGAUUUGCUUUUUUUGCUGGACCUCGGCUCCAUAACAUGGCUUCUCUUUAUGGCCAGCUUGACACAACCAAGAAGUUGAGAGAUUUCUUCACCGUCACGGAUCUGAGGAUACGACUGCUGAGGCCAGCCACCGGGGAAAUAUAUGUCGAUGAGCAACACCUGGCACGCUACUUUUACGCCAUUUCAGACAUAAGGGUAUAUGGAAGGUGUAAGUGCAACCUUCACGCGACUGGCUGUAAGGAAGAGAACAAAAGGCUGCUUUGUGAGUGUGAGCAUAACACAACGGGCCCGGACUGUGGGAAAUGCAAGAAGAAUUACCAGGGCCGGCCGUGGAGCCCUGGUUCUUACCUGCCUAUACCCAAGGGCACUGCUAAUAUCUGUAUACCCAGUAUUUCCAGUAUGGGUACUCCUCCAAAGUUUGAUAGGAUAUGGCCGAAUAUUUCUUCCCUUGAGGUUUCUAAACCAAACCAAGUUGCUCCCAAAUUAGCUAUGCCAACUGUUCCUUCUGUUCAAGUUGCAAACCACAAGAGAGACUGCGAAUGCUUCGGGCACUCCAACCGGUGCAGUUACAUCGAGCUGCUCAAUACGGUCAUUUGCGUGAGCUGUAAGCACAACACUAGAGGUCAGCACUGUGAGUUAUGCAGGCUGGGCUACUUCAGAAAUGCUUCUGCAGAGCUGGACGAUGAAAAUGUGUGCAUAGACUGUUAUUGUAACCCUUUUGGUUCAGUCCAUGAUCGCUGUAAUGACAGAGGAUUUUGUGAGUGUAAGGAGGGAACAUCAGGGCCUAAAUGUGAUAAAUGUCUGCCGGGAUAUAUCUGGCACAGCUUGGGCUGCCAACCAAACGUAUGCGACAACGAACUCCUGCAUUGCCAGAACGGGGGGACGUGCAUCAACAACGUGCGGUGCCAGUGCCCGCCAGCGUACACGGGCAUUCUGUCCGGUAUAAGGAAAUCCGUCAAAGCUGCCAUAUUGGCCUGCUUCAGCCCCCAGAUCCUUCCCGACCUGUGCUUAGUGACCAUCGCUUUGUAA
This is a messenger RNA of Egretta garzetta (little egret), 1710 nucleotides long. RefSeq names its product netrin G1 (gene NTNG1). Gene Ontology annotation, molecular function: cell-cell adhesion mediator activity. Bases 1 to 1710 code for a protein of 569 amino acids. The record is from RefSeq and is a predicted model, not a curated record. The transcript has 10 exons. Lineage: Eukaryota; Metazoa; Chordata; Aves; Pelecaniformes; Ardeidae.